This is a messenger RNA of Condylura cristata (star-nosed mole), 2492 nucleotides long. It is a transcript of the gene SH2D3A, whose product is annotated as SH2 domain containing 3A. Bases 303 to 2063 code for a protein of 586 amino acids. Gene Ontology annotation, biological process: positive regulation of peptidyl-serine phosphorylation; small GTPase-mediated signal transduction. Lineage: Eukaryota; Metazoa; Chordata; Mammalia; Eulipotyphla; Talpidae. The transcript has 10 exons. Gene Ontology annotation, molecular function: guanyl-nucleotide exchange factor activity; phosphotyrosine residue binding. The record is from RefSeq and is a predicted model, not a curated record.
GCGGCGGGAGCAGGCGGAACCUGCCUGUGGCGUGAAGGGAGGAGCCCGCAGCCUUGGAACCUCGGGCUGCGACGCGCCCCUAGGCUCUCGGUAGCUCGGUGGGUCCAGAACGAGGUAAAUCUGGAGCGCCGGAGACUCCGACGGGUUGUUGAGGUGCGAGAUCCGCUCGUUUCCAGUUUUGAUAGGUCAUGUACUGCUGACUUCAAAACUUAGAGGCACAUGGAAGGACCAACCGAGUCAUUCAGGAAGCUUGGAAAGCAGGAAAUAGUCUCCUGUUUUCCAGAUGUGGAAGACUGAGACCUAUGGAAAAACAGAGCUCAUCCCCAGCACCAUCUGUUGCCAAGAGCUCCAUGCAGCUGCCACAGAAUGAAGAGGACUUUGCCAGUCAUUCCUGGUACCACGGCCCCCUGUCUCGUCAGAAGGCUGAGGCCCUUCUUCAGCAAGAUGGAGACUUCUUGGUCCGCGCUUCUGGGUCCCGUGGGGGCCAUCCUGUGAUCUCCUGUCGCUGGCGGGGCUCGGUUCUGCACUUCGAAGUCCUCCUCGUGGCUCUGCGUCCCCGACCAGGCUGGCCCACCACCCUCUUUCAGCUGGAGGAUGAGCGCUUCCCAAGCCUGCCUGCCCUGAUUCGAAGCUAUAUCACUGGCCAGCGACCAUUGUCCCAGGCCACAGGAGCAGUGGCCUCCAGACCAGUGAUUCGGGAAGGGUCAAUGCGACGCAGCUUUAGCGACGAUUCCCUCCAAGAGACCCCAGCGCAGACAGAGCCCCUCAGGGCUAGGAAACGGAGUGACAGCCAGCCGGCAGGCUUGGAGCACCUAGGGCAGUCACCAGAAGAUCCCUUUGUCCCAGGAGCCUCCACCAUACUCACAUCUGUCCUGCCUCGGAUGGGUAGUGACCCCAUGUUGCUGAAGGCCCCAGCUUCUCUGGGGACCAUUGCCUACAGCCUCAGGGCCUCUGAUGAGCAGCUCCAUGCCAAAGCACCCACCAAGCCGCCUCGAACCCCAUCACUGGCAUUGUCUGACCCCCCAACGUACUGUGAGCUGGUACCUCGAGUGCCCAGUGCCCGAGGAACAUCCUCUGACCACAACUGCCCAGAGCCAGAGGCCCCGUGGUGGAAGACCUUUACCAAGGAAGAAGACAGAUGUUUACUAAGACCACAAGCUGAGCUCUCCCUGAGUCCCCCUGACAACCUCUUCUGCCUGUUGGGAACUCAGAAUCGGCCCCUGGAGCCCAAGGUCCUAGACACCCUCCGGGGCCUCUUCCUGGAGCAUCAUCCUGAGAGCACAGCCCUUCACCUGCUGUUGGUAGACUGCCAGGCCAGUGGUCUCCAGGGAGUGCCCAAGGCUCACCAGGGCCCAGUGGGGGCUGCCUCUGGGCUGGAGCUGCUCCUGCUUCCUGGUGGGCACUGCCUAAGAUUGGAACUCCUGGAAAGGCACAAGGCGCUUUCUCUGGCCGGGGCGCUGGCGGUGCUAGGCUGCACGGGAUCGCUGGAGGAGCGCACGGCUGUCCUGAGGGGCCUGGUGGAGCUGGCCCUGGCACUGCGGCCAGGGGCGGCAGGAGACCUGCCUGGGCUGGCCGCGGUCAUGGGCGCCCUACUUAUGCCCCAGGUGGCCCGCUUGGAACGCACAUGGCGCCAGCUGCGAAGAACUCACACCGAGGCGGCGCUGGCCUUCGAGCAGGAGUUGAAGCCGCUGAUGCAGGCGAUGGAUGAGGGCGCGGGCCCCUGCGACCCUGGCGAGGUGGCGCUGCCGCACGUGGCACCCGUGGUGCGACUGCUGGAGGGCGAGGAUGUCCCGGGGCCGCUGGAGCAGAGCUGUGAGCGACUGCUGAGCACCCUGCAGGGGGCGCGCCGGAUGGCCGCGGACACACCCAAGUUCCAAGCUGCCGCGGCAGGGCGCCUGCAAGGGUUCCAGCCCAACCAGCUGCUGAGGGAGGCCCUGACCACUGGCUUCCUGCGGAGACUGCUCUGGGGGAGCAGAGGGGCAGCAGCCCCUCUGGCCAUGCGACUCGAGAAGUUCCAGCGUGUCCUCAGCAUCCUGUCCCGGCGUCUGGAGGCUGACAGCUGAGAGCAUGCUCAGACCCCGGACUUCAGAGAACUCCAGCGGUCACGGAAGUAGUCCCAGGUUCAUCACAAACCAAGAGCAGAGGGGUCCUACACCCUGCCUUGUAUGAACCUACCUGCUCCCUAAAAAAUGCAUGUGAUCCAGGGCAAGACAGCCUUUUUCUCACACUUCACCCAGGUAUUUGAGGCUCUUCCCCCAAACAGCCCACACAUUAUGAACAUGUGGCUUGUAGCAGUAAGAAUACUUGCAGAUCUGUAAGAGGCCAGGGUUCAGAUAUCUUUUAAAAGCUGUGUGACCUCCUGCAGAUUGCUUGAUCUCUCUGUACCUGCUUCCAACAUUAAAGGCUACUUUGUAGGGGUUGUCCUGAGGAUUAAAGCUCAAGUUUAAAUGAGAUCAUGGGUAGAGAAUGGCUGGUAUACAGUAGGUGCUCAA